AUGCCUGAAAUGCGCCACAUUGACGCUAACCUCAUCAAUACCGACCUCCAAGCUCGAGUUGACUACCUUGCCAAGUUUAUCGAGUUUGGUCCUGCAGAUGUGGAAGCACUUCACAAUGCUGCUCCGAUUGUAAAGCCCUUGGCCGGUGCUGCAGUAGACGCUGUUUAUGAGAAGCUGUUCUCGUUUGACAUCACACGUGUAACCUUCAUGGCCCGAAAUACCGGUUUCACUGGGAAACUAUCAGAGAAGCUCGAAGAUAUCAAUCACGAGUCUGAGCAGAUCAAGUUCCGAAAAGAUUUUCUAAAAGUAUGGGUGGUCAAAGUAUUCACCGCCGAUUACAACGAUCCCAAGACUUACGAAUAUCUUGACCGAGUCGGUAUUAUGCACACCGGAAAGGCUGGGUUUAAGCAUCGCGAGAAGAAAGAUCCCCUAUUCGUUGAUUACGCUCAUUGCGCAAUUCUUCUCGGUUAUGUCCAGAGCAUGCUCACCUCUGCUGUCAUGGGCCGUGACGACCUCCCUCAAGGGGUAAAAACUGCGACAUUACUCGCAAUCAACAAGGUCAUGUGGAUACAGAACGAUUUAUUCGCUCGGCACUAUAUCCCAUCCUAUGCUUCUAAGAAAAGCCCCAAGACACUUGGUGUUGAUGAGCGAGUAUGGCCGGUUGUAUGCGGUGGUUUGGCAACCGCCCUAGUGUUCCUGGGAUGGAAUAAGUCAUAA
This is a messenger RNA of Rhizoctonia solani, 717 nucleotides long. RefSeq names its product protoglobin protein. Gene Ontology annotation, molecular function: heme binding; oxygen binding. NCBI's taxonomy places the organism in Eukaryota, Fungi, Basidiomycota, Agaricomycetes, Cantharellales, Ceratobasidiaceae. The record is from RefSeq and is a predicted model, not a curated record. The transcript is spliced from 6 exons. The coding region runs from base 1 to 717 and encodes 238 amino acids.